Messenger RNA from Ostertagia ostertagi, 540 nucleotides. NCBI's taxonomy places the organism in Eukaryota, Metazoa, Nematoda, Chromadorea, Rhabditida, Trichostrongylidae. The record is from the annotation of a GenBank genome assembly.
CGCGUCGUCGUACAGCAUUCCUAUGCUAUAUUCUUGUCUACUGGAAUAGUGAAUCAGCAGCCAUGCUCAUUUGUUUUGCAUCUUAUCUUCUGUAUGACAUUCUUUGUCUCAACUGUCCUAGUCACAGACAGUUUCAUAUAUCGCUAUUUGCAAGUGUGCAAGGUACAACUUUUCUACAAACUUUCAACAAAGAAGACUACGUUAGUGGGAGUCUUCCUCAACACGUUCUUCUUAUUGAACGCCGCUGCUGUUAUCUAUAUAGCGUUUUGGCCUGAUAAAAAUUUUGCUAGCUUUGUUAGCAACACUGUGGAAAUUCCUGGAGUUCAUAUGAAUGAGGCAACAUUUUUUGGUUUUUCCGCUAUGUACGGCAUGGGCGCCUCUCAUAUUGCGCUGAUUAUUGAAUUGGUGCUUGUUUUGGUUUUUAUGGCCACUAUCAAUAUAUAUUGUGCAAGAAAGGUUAAAAUCUUUCUUAAAAACACUGCACGUUGCACAAGUUUUUUGACGCUGCAGCGCCAAAUGUUUAUCCUACUACUUGUCCAG